UGGUCCGAGUUGCGACCUGUUUCUCGCUGCUGUCGAACACUCGCUCCAUGCUGAGCGUCAACAACGACAAGAACUCGGACGCCUACAGGUUCCAGUUUCUGCACGGAAUCCGCUUUCUCAGCAUCGUCUGGAUCGUUAUCGGCCACUGCUACGGAACGCCGUCGGACGUCUGGUCUCGCCUAAUAAACAACGUCGCUCUCGGCGAUCGCUGGGACAUCACAAUCAUAUCAGCCGGAUUCAUCAGUGUCGACACGUUCUUCUUCCUCAGUGCCUUUCUCCUUACGAGCGUUGUCUCGAAGCAAAAGCGUGUUGGAGUUGUCAUCUACGUCAUGGCAGUGGUUAGGAGGCUCAUUAGGACACUGGUGCCACUGUUUUUUAUGUUAAUGUGUAUGUACCUGCUGCCGCUUAUUGCGUCUGGGCCUGAGGGCCCGCAGUUCUUCGAGAAGCUGGAUAAUGAGGUCUACAGAAACUGGUGGUCGCUCUUGGCACAAGUUCGAAAUUACUUCUACCACGAUGACGAUUUGCCACUGCUUCCUCACCUGUGGUACCUGUCAGUGGACUUUCAGUUUUUCCUUGUGACUCUGCUAAUACUUCUGAUAUGCAAAACGAGGCCACGAGUUGCUGUCACAUUGUUUGCGCUACUGUCCCUGGUUGGAUGUUCAGUUGCCACGUGGCAAGUGGCUGGCAACAACAAAACGCCUUUCAUGGUGGUGGUUGUCGAGUCCAUCCAGGUGUUCAUGGAAACAACCUUCCGCUAUUACUUCUACCCUUUCUACCACGCCAUUUGUUACUUCAUGGGCUCCGUCACGUUCCUCUCCUUAAGCUGGUUCAAGGGCAAGAAGAUGUCUCCCAUAUUCCAAGCUGCUGCCUGGUGCAUCGCUAUCGCCAGUGGAGUGUGCUGCAUCUUUAUGAAGCUUGCGUGGUACAAAGAAACUGACCCGACCACGCAGUUCGGAAAGCUUUCUGCCACAUUUUUCGAUCGGAUCCUGUGGAGCAUGUUUCUAAUGUGGGUGACCUUGGCCUGUGCUACGGGACGAGGAGGAUUCCUGUGCAAGUUCCUGGCAUGGAAUGCGUUUGUUCCCCUCAGCAGAUUGGCCUUCGGCGUCUACCUCAUUCAUGUGCCAUUUAUCCAACUUUUGUUGCACAUAUCUCGAGAGAGAAUCUUAUUCUUUCACUUCAUCGUGAUUUCGCUCGUCUUCACCGCCCUGGUGUGGAGCUACCUCCUCAGCUACCUCUUGUUCAUAUUAUGCGAAGCUCCGACUGCUAAGCUGGACAAGCUCGUGUUCGACCGGCGUCGCCGUAGCGAGCCCAAGCCAGCUGCCGCCUCCCCGACUGAGGUGGCGACGAACGGUAUCUCCUCGGGAAAGCCUGCUGACAUCCCGUGUGUCAAUGAUGCCUACAGAGCGUUGGAAGCGCAGAGAAGCAAUGACACCGCCGAUCGCACCAGUUUCUUUCGCGGAAACGGUCACUCAGUCAGUUAUCAGCUGUAGAUUUUUUACCAUAUUCUCGCCAUCAACAUCAUCAGCAUUUCACUCACACAAGUACUGCUCUACUGUAAAUAAAAAAGCUGUCUUUCUCUCUUC
Molecule: messenger RNA, 1583 nt
Organism: Dermacentor andersoni
Lineage: Eukaryota; Metazoa; Arthropoda; Arachnida; Ixodida; Ixodidae
Product: nose resistant to fluoxetine protein 6-like
Molecular function (GO): acyltransferase activity, transferring groups other than amino-acyl groups
Source: RefSeq, a predicted model, not a curated record